Messenger RNA from Guillardia theta CCMP2712, 3001 nucleotides. RefSeq lists its product as hypothetical. The transcript is spliced from 12 exons. The record is from RefSeq and is a predicted model, not a curated record. Lineage: Eukaryota; Cryptophyceae; Pyrenomonadales; Geminigeraceae. Bases 1 to 2478 code for a protein of 825 amino acids.
AUGUCGAAGCGCAGGUGGAAGAAGCGAGGGGCUUGUGCAACGAUAUCAUUCGCUUUAGUGUGCCUCAUUUGCUUGGAUGGAGUGAGAGCCCAGUCGAGUUCACCAUCCCUGUCCAGUCCAGUUUUCAACACAUUGACGAAGGAGGCAGCAACGAAUGCACCAGAAAAUGUCGUGGAUGAGAUCGUUGAGGAUGAUCCCCUGGGGCAUGCGGAAGUAACAAGAAAAGAGCUCAAUGAAGUUCUCAGAAAGGCGCGCACUCUUGUGAAGAAAUCGAAAAUCGUCACGGGCGAGUCUGCAGAAGAAGCCAGGCAGAUAGCUUCUCAGCAGGCUGAUGCAGGAGCCUUGAUUGCAGCGAAUGAGGCGGCAGUUGCAGAUGCAUAUGACGUGGCAUCGGUAACUGCUCCAAGGCCAUUUGCACGGAAAAUACCGGAUGAUGGAAGGGUCAGGUUUGUAAAUGCAGGGAAGGGAGGUGCGACAGUCAAGGGUUCAGCAUUGACUUCAGAAGAUGCAAGAUUCCAGUUGUUAUCUGCGUCGUCCACAAGGGAUAAGACCAACCAAGAAUGGGCAGGAGUUUUGAAUGGUGCUGUUCAAGAGCAAACUACUCAACAGCUCGAGCACAAUUUACAGCAUGAAUUCCUCUCUGAGAAUUCUGCUGACGGGAAGAAAGGUACUGGAUUUACUGGUGUAUCCGAUGGCCCUGUUUGGCAUGCAGAUUGGACUGCGUCUGCAACAAAGAAUAUUAAAUCAACCAAGCCCAAGAGUGAAUGUGUUGACGUCAGCUGCUUUGAUCUGAAAACACAGGAUGUCGCGAGUGUUGCAAGGAAAGAGUCGAAUAUCCCACCUGGCAUUGGAAUGCGAGGAAUUCCAUCAGGGGCUGCAGCGUCCUCAAAGGAAUCGAACCCUUCUGAUGGAAAUGCGAAAUCUGCAGUGAAUGGUUGCAUGCCAGAGCAAAUCACAUUGUGUAAGGCUGGCUGUGUUUCUCGGGGAAAUCUGGAGAUGGGAAGCGAUCAGUCAGCUGAUCGGACAUGUGUGUCAAAAUGUCUUGGACCCUGCUCGACUGCCUUGGGCUUUGACGCUCCGAAUGCGCAGACGAUAGCUCAGCAAAUCAAGAAGGAAGAAAAUUUGCUCAAUGAAUUCACCAAGGACCUCGUUUCUGCAUCAAAGAGCACUUCGCAUGCGGCUGUUAACAAAGAUGAAAAGCAAAAUCCUUUAGCCGAUGACAUUGUGAAGCAAUCUAUCAAGAAUUUGCAGAUGCGGGCAGGAAGCCAAAGUUCUUCCACAUCUGGUGCCAAUGGGAUUUGGCAUGGGGAUACCAGCAGCAGGGAUGGUUCAACAAACGCAGUUGGUGACGGAGUCAAACCGUUCCCUGCCAUGGCUUCAAAGAGUGGAGAACAGACUGGCGUCUAUGACUGUAGAGGGCAGGCGAUUGUUGUUGGAAGUGUAUUAGGCAAGAUUGUGCCAGGGCAGCCUUGUGAGGACAGAUUUUUGAUUGCGACAGCUGGCAUGUGGGUUGUGAAAGGAUUCGGACAACCCUCAGCCGACAAAUUAAUCCAGUCGAGUCAAAACGACGGCCAGAGCAGGGUUGAGAUUAACCUAAAAGGAGUAUCUGCGGACUCGAACGGAGGAAUCAAAGUGCAAAUUUUCCCGAGGAUUGGAGUUUUCGCCAGCUGGAAGAUUAUUCAAGGAUCUGCAGGUGAUAUUUAUCUUCCAGCAAACCUCGCAGCACUCGUAGCCGCUGGGAAGACCAAUGUGGCUGGCGUACACGAUCAAAGUCAAUUCUCAGAGAAGUUGAAAAAGAUGAAAAGACCCAGCUCAGAUGGAACGAAGCAAGCAAGUGGGUCGACCAAAACAGAAUCCAUGAUCGUGGAUCGUCAGAAAGCAGACUGGAGCAAGACUGGGGUGUUCGAAAGUGAAGAUACAAAGUUGAACAUGUGUCCUGGACCUUCAUGUCCGACAGAUGGAAGGGUCAGUCGAGUUCAUUUGAUGAAAAUGAGCAGCCCAUUUUGGAAGUAUGUAAUUGCGUCUGCUCUUGUGGGGUUCAUCCUUUCAGCUAGGUACAUUUGGAAGCACAGAGAAGCGAUUGCAGAAAGCUCAAAGCCGAAUGAGUAUGUCGAACUUCCUGACAUUUGGGGCCGUUUUUCUACAACUGAAGCAGAGGACGUGAACAAACGUGGUGGAGCAAGGCCCUGUCCUGGUAUGACUGCGAACGAAAGAGUAAUUAUGGUCGAGAAUGCUUCUGACAGGAUCAUCAUGGUGGAUAUUGGCGAGACUAGUUCCAACCAGCCGGAGGAUGCGAAGAGCAGUACAAAAGAGCGAGGAUAUCAGUUCUCUUGUCCGGGACUGCACCUCCUAAACGCUGGAAGCGGCGGAGGAGGCGAGCAGGAGCAAGAGGGACUCAGAGGAGAGGGAGAGGGACAAGAGUUGGAAGGAUGGGCAGCAGCGGAAGCACUCUUCUGCCGCAAGCGCAAAGAAAGGUAGCUGAAAGGAUUUCAGCGUCUAAGGAAGCUCAGAAAAUAGUCGAACAAGCACGUCAGGAAUUCAAGAAGGAAAUAUCCAAGGACAAGGACUUUGGCAACGAAUUUGACCAUCACCAGAUAGAGAAGAUUCUAUCAGCAGGUACCGUUUCAAGCGGCAAUAAGAAAACUACUGGGGAACUGACCGCAAAACUCCGACCUGCUUUAGCAAGGGUGGAAGACAAUGAGGAGGGUAUUUCGGAACAAGACUUGAAGUUCAUUUUUCUGUCAGCGAAGGCUAGCCCUGGAUCCUACGUUUCUGAAACUUCGAAAAAGUUCUCCUUAAAGGAAGAGGAUAUUAGAUUGUUGGGCAAGUACCUGGCCAUAAAUGAUUUCCAACCCGAUCCAAACUCGAAGGACAUCCCUGUGGCCUCACGAAAUUUUAUGCAGUGAAAAGCUCAGUUGUCUUUGUCAAGGAAACAGCUGAUGUUCAAACGAUCUCCCUGAAAGUUCGUCCUCAUGGUCAAUAAAGAAUGGCACUUUACAGU